This is a messenger RNA of Plasmodium vivax (malaria parasite P. vivax), 2733 nucleotides long. RefSeq lists its product as hypothetical. NCBI's taxonomy places the organism in Eukaryota, Apicomplexa, Aconoidasida, Haemosporida, Plasmodiidae. The coding region runs from base 1 to 2733 and encodes 910 amino acids. Gene Ontology annotation, cellular component: RQC complex. The record is from RefSeq and is a predicted model, not a curated record. The transcript is spliced from 2 exons.
AUGUCUAGUCGACUGCUGAAGAAGUUCCUGAAGGAGAAGACCCGCGAUGAGAUAAACAAACUGGGGGAGUCCGUGGAGGAGGAGGCGGUGGCGGCUAGGCCGAAGAAGAAGAGCGUCUUUGCGUACUUGGACGACUCGGAGGGGAGCGAGGGGAGCGAGGGGAGUGAGGGCAGCGCGGCUGCGAAGGGGAAGCAACCGCAGAAUAGUGUAAGUAAAAAGCAAUCGAAAAAUGCCGCGAACGUAAAACAGCCGCUGAGUGCCGCGAACGUAAAACAACCACACAAUGGCGUAAAAGCGGCGCAAGCGCAGCGGAAGAAGAAGAAAAAGAAAAAAAACCUGGACGAGGAAAUCGACGACCUGCUGCACACCAUGAACGCAGAGGAGAAGCAGAAAGCGAAGAGGCAGCAACAUGAAAAUGCGUCCGAUGAGGAGGCCCCAGAAGGGGGAGGCACUCCAUCCGAAGUGGACCUCCCGGAAUUGUCCGCCUGCGCACACGAAAAAUAUGACUACUGUCUGAAGCUAGAAAAAGGGAACUUUGACGUUAACGUAGAAUUGAAAAGGAUCUUCGGAAAGGAUUUCGUAAAAGAAAAUAAGUACAUCCCGAAGAGCAAAAUAAAGUUUUUAAAAAACUGGCUCGUGCAAGACUACACCACGAAGAUAAUCCACCCCCCCCUUUCAAUGAAAAGGUAUGGGAAUGAAUUUAAACUGGAAAAGCAUAAGCUCUAUUUGGAGGCAGAAAAUCUCUUUUACGCCCUUUUAGAUACACAUGAUAUUGAGGCUAUGCACAAUUUGGUGAAGAAGUUCCCCUUCCAUGUAGACACUUUGCUAGUGCUUUCAGAAUACUAUAACGAAUCGAGCAAUUUUGAGGUGGCCAAUAAAUUCACCAAAUUAGCUCUCCUCAUUUUGCAACACGUGUUUCACAUUGAUUUCAGUCCAAACAGCUUAAAUAGAAGCAGAGAGAUUUACGUGAACCCGCACCUCUAUGAUAAUAAGGCUCUCUUUAAAGCGCUCUACAUGCAUAUGCUUUCUCUGGAGAAUGAAGCGUGCACUAUCACUUCUCUUGAGGUUGCCAAGUUGUUAUGCAAAAUGGAUUUGCAGUUUGACCUCUGCAGCAUCCUCCUCCGAAUUGAUAGCUUAAUUUUGAAGUGCAAUUUAUUUGACUUUUUCAUUUAUUUCUCCUUCAAUUUUGUCAUUCAGAAUGUGCAGUGUGUGGUGCCCGCCGCGAGGCUCAGCGAGAUCCUGGCCACUUGCCUCCACGGCGAAAUGAGGCUCCCGGGAAGUCACCGCCCUGAGUGGGACGAGCACGCUUGGAAGAGGCAGGACGGGGGAGAAGCGGGGGAAGCGGCAGCGGCGGGGGGAGCGGUAGCGGUAGCGGGAGGAGGAGCCGAAGAAGGAGCCGAAGAAGGAGAAGCAGCAGAGGGAGAGUCACCAAGUCACAACAACCAAGUGGGAGAAGCCGCUGGGGGAGGAGCGGCGGAGGGAGGAGCGCCCCCCACCCCGGAGAGAAGAACGGACGAAUUGGAUCCAACGGACGACGCGAAAAGGGAACCCCCAAAUGAUGCAGACUGCAAUGAUGGGCCGCCUUACCAGAUGGAGGGCGAAAACGAAUCAGAGCUGCCCGUGGGGCAUGAGCGGCACUCCGCCGAUGAGCAGGGGGAGAAGGGGGAGCAGAAUGAGGGCGACCCCCUGGAAGGGGGCAAAGGAAGCGGAGGUGGCAAAGUAAGCGGAGGUGGCAAAGUAAGCGGAGGGUGUAACUGCUUUGAGGGAGGCCGGGCCGGGACCGCCCUGCAGAGCAAGCUCCUCUUCGAAAACUUCGAAAUCAGGCUGCACUUCCUGCUGCCCAACUUCGCCUUCUCCCUGCCGCUCAGCCUCUACCUGAAGAACAACAACGGAGUGGACCUCCAGGAGAUUCGUCUAAUCAGCGUGGACGACCUGGUGAGCGCCUUCUCCUACGAGGAGUGUCGCUUUCUUAGUCCCCACUUUGCCAUUCGCUUCGACUGCCACGGGGGGCGCGCAAAGAAUGGAAACGAUAGACUUGGCCAGAGUGACCAUGCGGAGGAUCACCCCGAUGGAGCUACUCCUGAUGAGAGUGCCCCUCCAAAAGUGAGUACCAAUGAACAGAAGAAGGGUCAACCGUCGCUCUCCUUUUCGGCCCACGUAACUCUCCUAAGAGCUCUCCUGUGCUUCCCCAACUUCCUACAAACAUUUCUUAAUUAUAAUAAUUUCAAAACGACCAAGGUGGUGAAGAAGACCAUUUAUGAGUCCUCAUUCAAGGAUAUCCUGGCGAGCCCCCCCUUCUCCUCGCCGAGUCUCUUUCGCCUGGGAGAGUUUGACGUUGUGCAAAAAAUAAUUUGCUGCUAUUUGGAGAAGAAUAAUAUUUACUACAAAUCGGAGCGGGUCAUCACGUGGUUCCACGUGUGCAGUGCGUUUCUGCACGAGCUGUAUAGGGACCCCUCAGCGGCCCGAGCCCUGGAUAAGGCGCGCGCGGAGUGGCACGGAAAGGUGCACCUCCUCGACGUAAGCAAGUACAAGGACGUCCGCGUUGGCGAAUUCAAGUCCACCAAUUACCUCCUGCCAGACUUUAUGAUGGAGAAGAACAGAACCUACUCCCCCCACACGCCCGCGGCCCCCUCCAGCUACUACGUCUCCCUCAACAGCAAUUUGAUCAUAGCCUUCUUCCAGAGCCUCCUCCCCUGGUACCAAGUGGAUUACUACGGUUAUCAGAGCGAUUGA